Molecule: messenger RNA, 315 nt
Organism: Nematocida major
Lineage: Eukaryota; Fungi; Microsporidia
Exons: 1
Coding region: 1-315 (104 amino acids)
Source: RefSeq, a predicted model, not a curated record
AUGUUUGAGAGGCUUGAAGAGCUGAAAAGGGUGUGCCAGGACAAAGCGCGGAUCAAGGAGAUUAUACUCCAGGCAAUAGAGGCCAAAAGGCAAAGCAUAAAGACCAAGCAAAGGGUUUUGGAGGUUAUGGACAUGCUUAUUAUAAACAGGGUGAAUAUGACUGAGGAGCUAGAGUUUAUGGAAAAAAGGGCGUGCGCUGCACAGUCCGCAGAGAGCGCGAGAAAAGCCAAAGAGGACAGCUACUACACCAGACGGGUCGCAGAACUUGUUGUGUUUUUUGAGAGCGCCUACAAGGCAAAAUCCGUUGAGAAGUGA